AUGCCGAGCUACGCCGUGCUAGGAGCCACUGGAAACACAGGCCUUUCCUUAAUCAAGGUCCUCUUGAAGUCCCCCGAAAAUGAGAUCAAGGCCUAUUGUCGAUCACGAGCGAAGCUGCUCAAGCAAUGUCCGCCGCUGGCCGCCCGCGAGAACGCUCAGAUCUUCGAAGGACCUCUGAGCCGGAGCGAGAUUCUUGCAGAAUGUCUCCGUGGCACCCGAGCAGCAUUCCUAGCAGUCGCUCAAUCUGAGAACGUUCCGAAUUGCACAGUCGCUCGCGAUACCGCAUACAGUACGAUCGCUGCUCUCAAGAUCCUGGAAAGGGAGAAGACGGCCCUGCCAAAACUUGUAAUACUCUCGUCCGCAUCGCUGGAGCCCAAGUUCUGUGGAGAUGUCCCGGGAUGGGUGCACACCAUGCUCUACUAUGCUGCCUCGCACGUCUACAAGGACCUGGAACAGGCUGAGGUCAUGCUGCGAUCUGAGCAGAAUUGGAUCACCGAUAGCACUUGGGUCAAGCCGGGAGGACUGACGCACGAUACACAAAAGGGCCAUACGGUCAGCAAAGACCACGCUGUUACGCCUCUGAGCUUUCUGGAUCUUGCGGCCGGGAUGGUCGAGGUGGCGAAUGAUGAGUCGGGAACGUAUGCCAUGAGCAAUGUGUCGAUCAAUCCCACAUCGAACAAGGUGGCAUUCCCAUGGAACGCCCCCAUGGCGCUGGUCAGAGGCUUGCUGUUCCACUUCUUCCCGUGGUCGUACAGUGUUUUCGGUUGA
Messenger RNA from Lecanosticta acicola, 768 nucleotides. The record is from the annotation of a GenBank genome assembly. NCBI's taxonomy places the organism in Eukaryota, Fungi, Ascomycota, Dothideomycetes, Mycosphaerellales, Mycosphaerellaceae.